This is a messenger RNA of Cotesia glomerata, 1023 nucleotides long. Its product is annotated as tropomyosin. The record is from RefSeq and is a predicted model, not a curated record. Bases 1 to 1023 code for a protein of 340 amino acids. The transcript has a single exon. NCBI's taxonomy places the organism in Eukaryota, Metazoa, Arthropoda, Insecta, Hymenoptera, Braconidae.
AUGGAAAUCGAUCAAUUUGACGGAAUUCAAAAAAGAUUGCAAUUAAUUCUCGCGGGAAUAAACAAAGUCCGUGACGAUUUAGAUUUAGACAAAGAACAAUUAAAGAGUAAUGUUAAAAAAAUCGGUAGUGAAGUUAAUAAAAUAGAACGAAGCUUUAAAAGCGAAGAAUUUGAAUUAGUAGACUUGAUUUUGGAAGAAGUGACGUUAAUAAAAGAAGAAAUGAGGAGUGGGAGGGAGGAAAUGAAGGUUGAGAUACAAAAACUCAGCGAAUCGGUCGCGAAGCUCGAUAAAAAGUGCCGGAGAAUCAACGACGACUCGGAGGAUCUUCAUGUUCGUCUAAACUCGGCUUUAGAUGAGGCGAAAGUUGCCGAAGAGCGAUUGGAAGAAGAGAGGGGGAAGAAUGACGUCAGCGCGGAGCUGGUGGGGAGACUCAAGGAAAGGGAGCGGCAGCUGGAAGAGAAGCUGGAGGGGAUGAGUAAGAAGAUGGCGGAGCUCAACAAAAUGUCGGAGAAGACUCAGGUCUCUUUUAGCGAGUCCAAGUCCCAAGAAACUUGGCUCAAAGGCGAGAAUUUCGUGAUUAAGGACUAUAAAGUCUCUGAAGAGGUUAGAGAGGUUGAAUUCAAUUUUAAGAAGUUUGGGGAGCAGGAUAAAAUUGUUAGAAGGACUGAUGAGGUUGCGGGUUGGAACUGGCUCGAGAAAAUGGAGGACAGGAUGACCAAUAUUGUUAUUAAGGGUUUGAAGGUUCAGGAGGAUAAUAUUGUGGAGCAGGUUAGUCAGUUUAUUGAAUUGAAGCUUAAUGCGCAGAUUAAGGUUCUUGCGGCUAAGUAUUUUGAAGGUAAGGAUAAAGAGAGGGCGCUGCUGGUUAAGUUGGAGAGCGAAGAAGAUGUCGAGGAGGUUAUGCGCAGGCACAAGUUUGGAAUGGACGGGAUUUUUAUAGAGUAUGGUGAAAUGACGCCGCAGAGGGAGCUGCGGAAGCAGUUGAAGAUUAUUGUUGAGAAACAAUUGAAACAUACUAAUAGUUAG